GGAAUUGUUGAUUGUGGAAGGUGAAUUGUUCACAAAUAACAAUUGCAGUUAGUUAAACGAUGAUUAAAUUGGCAUUUGAUGAUGUGUUGGCGGUAACCAAUCAGAACAAUUCUACUUGCAUCUUCCAAAGGCUUCAAAGUCCAAUUGUUCUCAGUGGUCUCAUUUUAACAUUUAUAGGUUUACUUAUUGGAUUAGCAAUCAUAUUGAUUAAGAAACUACAUUCUACAUCCAUAAUGAACACUGUCUUCAUGGUUAUAACGUAUGUUGUACUACGUGUAGCCUCGAUUUGUUGGUGCUGUGCAAUGUUAAUUGUGAUUGUAUACACAGCAUAUUAUUUGUGUAGAUCCAGUGAAGAAGAACAGUCGCAUGUUAUGUACAUUCUUUUCUUAUGGUCUUAUGAAUACAUCGCCCUAAUUGUCGUUUCACAAUUUAGUUUAAAUUCAUUCAUCGAUUGUCAUUCGAGCGGUGGGAAUACUGAAUGAGACAAUGAUUGGACAUGAUGAAUAGAUGCUAUUCCAUUGAAUGUUUUUAUCUGUUUGUAUAUUAUUGAAAACGGCUUUGUUAUUCAUAAUAGAUGUUCUGUUAAAUAGACGUUCGCCUCUUGGAUUAAGUUCCUGGAUUAACAAUAUUCGUCAAAAAGUCAAACAGACAUUGAAGCACAUUUCGAUUGUACUUGAAAUUACAACAAAACAAAUUGACUGGAAUGAUUUGUUCAAAGAUCGUAUUCCACAAAGACAUACGUAUCGUGACAUUGACAAAUAACUUAUUUUUGAGAGAUUGGUUUUGUAAGUCUGCAACCUUUGAAGCUGGAUCAGUCAGUCAGUCAGUCACAGCGUAGUACCAGGUAUAUCUAUGCAUAGAUUCAUAGGACUAGUUACUUCAAUGUUUGUAAUAUAUGAAAGAAAGAUUGUAUAUAAGGAUAUAGUACAGGAAGAAUGAAUUAGUUGGCAGAAAGAAAUAUGUGAAGCGAUUUUAAUUUCAUAUUUCAAGGGAAGACAGAAAGUGUAUACACCUACACCACGUGGGCGCAAACCAAGUGCUGAAUGGUUUCGAUUGGUCCUCUAGACAACAUCAACCGUCUUGAUUACAACUGGAAGUAGACAAGGAAGAUUUCUUGUCUUAAUAGUAGCAUACAGUGUCUUUCGAACUGGACAUUCACUGUUUGGAUACAAGUACAUCUAGCUAAUUAAUGAGUUCCAAAUAGGAUGAAACUAACUUCCUGGAUUCCACUGCUAACCACACCACAUCUAUUCUAUAAAAACUUGUGACAAUGAAUAUACCUAGAUACUUUGAAUAGGAUUUGCAUAUACGAACUAAAUCUGAUCAAAGUCCAGUCCAAAUAAAAACUAUGGGGUGAUCCAUUCAAUUAAAAAUUGAAUUAAAAUCGAUGGGAGCUCAAAUAUAUAGUUCGUAUAUUGAAUGCCAAUAAAGCUUUCACGGUGUGUGCAUCACCGAUAACCAUAUAAAGCUGGGAAAAUGAUCUUUGGAAUUUUCCUACAACGUGUAUGUAUACAGAAGUAUUUUGUUCAUUUCUUUUCCCUAUCAUAUCCUUCAAGAACUAUCAGUAACAAAAAUGACCAUUUUCGCAGCCCAUUACUUUGGAUAGUAUUCUGGAUAAUAUCAUGACUAACAGGAAACCCUGAACGCUGUUAUGCUGAUAUUCUACACUUACCAGAAGAAAUGGAAUUGAUUCUGCCUAAUGGAUUCGGAUUCGUAUCAUAUCACUUCACAGUCUAAGAUGUCACCACUGAACUAUUCAGACGAUCAAUGACCUUGCGUUGGACUAAAAUAUUGUCUAUAGUGCUUCAUGAUGUAUAUCAUAUUUGAUCAAUGUCAUGUUUGGUCGAUCAGUAUUGAAUAGUUAAAGGAAAAUGAUUUUAUAAAUAGCAAACAAAUAUUGAUUUUGAGUAAGCUUGAUUCCAUUCAACAAGUGAUCGUAUUUCAUUGGAUCGCUAACAAGUUGAUCGUAAAAUUUUAAUUCCUAAUUCAUUCAAUAUUUUAGGUGAAUCUUCAGUGAACGCUACUGGGGCCUGAGGUACCAGUUUUUAUACUAAACAGUUGGAAAUUAUUUUAUCUGGGUAAUGAGUUUAAAACGUUAAGAAACAUUGUUCAUAAACUGUUGUUGCAUUAGGUAAUUAAAGAUAAGCUUGAUUGUAUAUUUAUCCAUCUUGCAUCAAGUGAGGAGCAUAAACAAUACGUGGUUGGAUUUUGAUCUAAUGAAGAUCAUUCUAAUCUAUUUUAUUAAAAGCAAAGAAGGUUAAAUCAUCGUAGUUUGAAUCAGGUCUGAAUCUGUGUCAGACAAGUCUUGUUGUUUUGACUUGUGUUGUCAAAUAAUAAUGGAUUGAUGUUUGCGACAGAAACGGUCAGAUUUGAGAUGAUGGAUUGAUAUUUUACAAAUUACCCAUUUACUCAUAUGGUUCUCAGAUUUUGUUGAGAUGCUUUGUAAUUAUGUGGUCAAAUACAUUCGAUUGUCCUCACUGGUGUUCUGCUCACUACACAUAUAUAGAUUUCCUAAUAGAAAUGUUUUUCCAUUUUAUCGGAGUUUAUUGAAAGUCUGUUCAAGCUUCUCUUAUACAUUCAGAAACAAUCUUUCUUCAUAUCGAACCUUUGCGAAUAACUACAAUCCAUUUUUAAUAUCAAUGCUCGGGUAAAAUUUUAUCAUUUAUGUAUUGAGUGAACAUGUCUCAUGAGUAUAGAUCAGCUUCGUCUUCUCAUAACUAUCAAAUUGUAUAAUGUAGCAGUGGUAGGUGCUUCUUUUUGAUUUUUUACAACUUGACUCAUCUGACCAUCACAUAUUGAGUAGUAACGUUAUAGCACAUCACUUACAAUUAAUUGUGUCAAGCCUUUCAAUGAACUCUUCUGCUGGUCGACUGGAUUAUGAAGACCUCGACUAACGUUUAGGAAUGGUCAAUCUGUUGCUGGUGUUAAUUUGUGAAUAGUUUAGCGAGGAUUUGCGAUCCCCAGAACUCACUUGGAAAAGGACCUCAUUUUGUACGCUAUUUGGUAAUCCUCAACAAGGACGGUUUUGUACUGUAAAUAUAAACGUUUUGAACUGUGUUUGUUGUUAUCGUUUGUUUCUCGCUGUUUGCAGAGUAUACUUCCCCAUUCCAAGCUUGGACUUCCCCCGUUAGUUAGCGGGGCUGAGACUCAUCAAUAGCUCGCUUACUGGUAUUUGAUCAUAGAGACUUGUUUCUCGUUCUCAGAUUAAGUGAACUCGUGAUAGCUUCAACCCUAGCAUAAUUACUCAUAACCUCACCUCUAGUAUGACAUAGGGUCUUCAGAUGUCGAAGUCGGGAUCCAUCACUAUAGAUGAUGAUCUCACUGUAUGGAUGCCUAUCUUUUCCUCUUUACAUCCCAUAGAAAUGAAUGAGUUUUCGUCUCGUAUUGACUGUUGAUCUGUUGAAAGUGGUCUUAUACUUAAUCGGUCUAAAUGUCAAGCUGUCAACUUUAGCAUGAGGCAUGAACGGCAUCUAAACACCACUUUGAGAUCCUAUUGUUCUUUACUGUUUUCCAUUACUCUGUAGUGACAUAAUGUUAUCAAGAGAACGCGAUCGGUUUAAUGGAAACAAUUAUUAUUAUAACCAAUUGUACCAGUGAUUGUUUUACUGUGCUUGUUUGUUUAACUGUGACAAAAACAUCCAUUACUACUUACUUCGAUUGUGACCUCACGAGAAUUCGGUUACGCUCAGUAACCAAACUUGUAUCCUGGCAUGAUCUCAGUAUUCUUUCGAUACCACGAGAUCGCCAGCAAAUAUAUCUCGACUAGGUUCAUUAACUGCCUUCUGAUAUUUGGCUUCCGGGGGAUUUUAUGGAUAUUCUGUACGCAACCUUAUUGUAGUGGUGUUCAUAGUCUAUCACGACUCGAUACCACGCUACAAUUCUCUCCCGGACUUUUCAGGAAAGACUCUGCUGUAUUGCGGAGAGUGCUGAAGACAAUCAGCAAGGUGUAUGGUGAAUCUUUCGAGGUCAUAAUUAAUAUGGUUGUGGAUAGACAUCAAAAGUCAUGCAAACUCCUGGCAGGUGUUAUUUUAUCAGAUAAUAACCAUCCCCCAUAACCUUAUCUUUCUCAUUGUAUAUCUUCUGGUAAAACGAGACGUAAUUACAUUAAAAUCUAUGCACGCAAGCAAAAGUAUAAAAGUUCUAUAAUACCUUACAUAACAAAUAUACUCAGUGAUGAACAGGGUUUUACAGGUAUUCUAAUCAAUAACCAACAUUCCUAGCAUGUCUCUAAACUGAAAGGUUGUACAGUUUUUUCAGACGUUUUUUGUCUUUGUUUCUCCUUUUUUUGUGUGUGCUGAAAUACGCUGUUCUGAGAAUUCUAUAUUGUACCAAAAAUAUAAUAUUGAAUAAAGCCAUUAAUAAUAAUAGUGUCUUAUUGAAUGUGUUAUAUCACCUAAUUAUAUUCACUUGAAUUUAUAUUCGGAGAUGUUUAUU
Molecule: messenger RNA, 4434 nt
Organism: Schistosoma guineensis
Lineage: Eukaryota; Metazoa; Platyhelminthes; Trematoda; Strigeidida; Schistosomatidae
Source: the annotation of a GenBank genome assembly